AUGGGCUUCAACCGGCCCUCCAAGAUCCAGGAGACGGCGCUGCCCAUGAUGCUGGCGCACCCGCCCCAGAACCUCAUUGCCCAGAGCCAGUCGGGCACGGGCAAGACGGCGGCCUUCGUGUUGGCCAUGCUGAGCCGGGUCAACGCGGCCCGCUGCUACCCGCAGUGCCUGUGCCUGGCGCCCACGUUCGAGCUGGCGCUGCAGAUCGGGCGCGUGGUGGAGCGCAUGGGCCAGUUCUGCGCCGACGUCAAGGUCACCUUCGCCGUGCAGGGCAACCGCCUGGCGCCGGGCACGCGGCCCAAGGAGCAGAUCGUCAUCGGCACCCCGGGCACCGUCCUCGACUGGUGCUUCAAGCGGCGCCUGCUCGACCUCAAGAAGAUCAGCGUCUUCGUGCUGGACGAGGCCGACAUCAUGAUCGACACGCAGGGCUUCUCCAGCCAGAGCAUCCGCAUCCAGCGGGUGCUGCCCCGCGAGUGCCAGCUGCUGCUCUUCUCGGCCACCUUCAAGAAGGCCGUGUGGCAGUUCGCCACGCAGCUCGUGGCCAACCCCAUCGUCAUCAAGCUGCGGCAGGAGGAGCUCACGCUGGGCGCCGUGCGCCAGUACUACUUCGUGUGCGAGAGCCGCCUCGACAAGUACCGGGCCCUCUGCAACAUCUACGGCAGCAUCACCAUCGGCCAGGCCAUCAUCUUCUGCCAGCCGCGCAAACUGGCCGAGUGGCUCUCGCUGGCCAUGACGGACGACGGGCACCGCGUGGCCAUGCUCACGGCCGAGCUCACCGUGGAGCAACGCGCCGACGUGAUCCAGCGCUUCCGCGACGGCAAGGAGAAGGUCCUGGUCACCACCAACGUCUGCGCCAGGGGGAUCGACGUGAAGCAAGUGACCAUCGUGGUGAACUUCAACCUCCCCGGCACGUGGAGCAAGGAGCCGGAUUUCGAGACCUACCUGCACCGCAUCGGCCGCGCCGGGCGCUUCGGCAAGAAGGGCAUCGCCUUCAACAUGGUGGAGCGCCGCAACCUGCACCUGGUGCGCCUCAUCGAGGAGCACUUCCAGACGGAGAUCAAGCGGUUGGACCCCGAUGACAUGGAUGAGCUGGAGAAGAUCGACGCGUGA
Molecule: messenger RNA, 1110 nt
Organism: Tinamus guttatus (white-throated tinamou)
Lineage: Eukaryota; Metazoa; Chordata; Aves; Tinamiformes; Tinamidae
Source: RefSeq, a predicted model, not a curated record